Botrytis porri is the source of this 4437-nucleotide messenger RNA. RefSeq lists its product as uncharacterized. The record is from RefSeq and is a predicted model, not a curated record. Gene Ontology annotation, molecular function: protein binding. Lineage: Eukaryota; Fungi; Ascomycota; Leotiomycetes; Helotiales; Sclerotiniaceae. Bases 1 to 4437 code for a protein of 1478 amino acids. The transcript is spliced from 4 exons.
AUGUUCCAAUGCUCUUUCAAUUAUCUUGCGAAAUUGUUCAUUGGCAAUCGUCUGCAAUUUGCAAUUGGAAUCUAUACUCCCUCUCCAAACGAGGAACUAAUGGCGCGAGGAAAUUUAUGGAAAUCUCGCUCAAAAUCUGCCACAACUGUAGUGCCAAUAGACAAGGAGCUCUCGGAGAGGUUUGGUCUCUUCCACUUGAAUCCAAUUCCUGUACUUCCAAAGAAUGGGGAGUCGCCUUAUAAACUUGAUAUCGUGGCACUGCAUGGCAUAAAAGGCGAUGCAUUCAAAACUUGGACUGAGAAGAACGAAGAUGGUGUCAAAAACAUGUGGUUGAGAGAUCAAUUGCCUAAUGAGCUACCAGGUGCUAGAAUAUUCUCCUUUGGGUAUGAUGCGAAUGUACUGUUUAGUCGAGGCACGGGUACGAUAGAAGAUUUUGCUACCGCCCUGCUCGAGGAUCUGUUGAGGGAGAGAAGCAAUGAUAAAAAUCGAAAGCGUCGGAUCAUUUUUAUAUGUCAUAGUAUGGGAGGUAUCGUUGUAAAGAAGGCGCUUAUCAGAGCCUUCAAUAUCAAGCUUUACAGGAACAUAUUUGAGCUCACAUCCGCCAUUCUCUUCCUUGCCACUCCACAUAUGGGCUCUGACGAAACUAAGCUACCUCUAUUGAUCUCGAAAUUUGCUAAUGGUCUUCUCGCCCUCCCAAUGAGAUUCAGUGGUCGUGUGAGAGAUGAAUUAAUUACGCCUCUUUCGCGAGGGUCGUCUGUGUUGAUAGAAACACAGGACGAAUUCAAGAGGUUGAAGCUAUAUGAUGGAAUUCGAGUUGCCAGUUUUUUAGAAAUGGAUAUCUGCUCGGGAUUGAAGGGGCUUGUGGUUGACGAAGAGAGUGCGCAGCUACACAUUCCAGAUGAGCGGGUGGUAAAAAUGCAUGGCUGUGACCAUCGAAAUAUCUGCAGGUUUACUGGCCCGGAAAGUAGUUCAUACAAGUCUGUCUGGGGUAUUCUGAAAGUAUAUGCGGAUGAAGCUAGCAGUUUGGUUGAAGAUGAUCUCGCCCCUGAGGACGAAUCUUUAUUAUCCUCCAUAUAUUACCCCGAAAUGGAGCAAAGACGUCGCAAUGCAAACAACGCCUACCCAGGUACCUGUAACUGGAUCUCCCAAGAUCGUUCCUACCUUCGAUGGAAAGAGACACAACGUAGUCUAAUGUGGAUCAAAGGCAAACCAGGUGCAGGCAAAUCCACACUUAUGGCAUAUAUUCUGUCAAAUUUCCGCCACCGCGAUUCUCGCCAUCUAGUACUGAAUUUCUUCUUCCAUGGUCGCGGUGCCCCUCUCCAAAAGGGACCGGAAGGAAUGUACAGGCAAUUGUUAUAUCAACUUUACUCUCAAGCAUCACCUAUUCGCGAAGAACUCCGAAAGUCUUUUGCCGAAAAGAAAGCGUUGACACAAUUGGAGAAUGAUUGUGUUUGGACUGAAGAUGAAUUGAAAGUAUGGCUAUUCAACGCCAUUACUUGGAUUGCGCAAUCAAGACCGGUUACUUUGUUUGUUGACGCACUCGAUGAAGCCGGCGACGACAAUGCAAGGAUGCUGGUUGAUUAUUUUGAUGAUAUGAAGAAGAGUGUGUCACAAGAUGAAGAUAAUGGAUCCAUAAGAAUUUGCAUUUCUUGUCGGCAUUAUCCCAAUGUAACCUUGAGUGAGGGCUUUGAAGUCAAUGUAGAAAAUCAUAAUAUGCAUGAUAUUGCAGUUUUCGUUCACGCACAACUGGUAUCGAAAAUCAUCAACUGGGACAACGACAGAGUGGCUAUUGAGGGCAGGGAAAAGAUGGAAGCAGCUAUUGUAAAGAAAUCGCUGGGUGUCUUUCAAUGGGUCAAGCUUGUGGUUCCUAUGGCUGCGGAGACAUUCAACGACACGGAAAGUCUUAAGGAAGUUCACGUCAUGUUGGAAAAGGUACAGGAUGACCUCGCGGCUGUGUACGAGAAUAUUUUGACUAAUGUCAUCAAAGUUAAAUAUCGACCCAAAACACUGCUGUUGAUGCAAUGGGUUGCCCUUGCUGAGCGACCUUUGACUGCUACCGAAUUAAGAAUCGCGAUGGCAUGUGAUGAUGGAUCCGAAAAUCCAGGACAGAAACGAUGGGAAGAUAGUGAAGAUUACAUCGAGUCUGAUAGGCGAAUGGAGACUUUAUUGAAGACGUUUUCUGGAGGGUUGGUAGAAAUAGCUCUGUACACCUCAGGGCUAUAUCGUGUACAAUUUAUUCAUCAGACGGUGGUUGAUUUUAUGCUUACUGGGGGUCUGCUAUUCCUAGUACAAUAUUUGACGCGAAAAGAUAUCGGAACAUAUGAGAAUUGGACUGGGACAGCUAAUGCUCGCAUCAUUGGACAAAGUCAAGACCGCCUCUCUAGAUCUUGCUUGAACUAUGUCAAACUGCCAGACAUCUCAAAGGAAAAUUGGGUCGAUGACUCCGAGGAAGUAGAGGAAUUGAAGGCGCAUAGAUACCAAUUCUUUGAAUAUGCGAUUGGAAAGUGGUGGGUGCAUGCGGAGAAAGCGGAGAGAGGAGGAAUGUGUCAGAAAUAUCUAGUGCAACAGCUAGAAGAACCUCCCGAAUUUUUUGAUAAGUACAUCACUCUAGAAAGGGCCAUAGAUAUACAUUCAUAUGGAUUGCGCGACGGCUCAACAAUUCUACAUUUGAUGGCAUAUGCAAACCUGCAAGGUCCAGCUAGAGAAAUACUCAAACGAGGCGAUUCUGUAGAAGAUCAAGACCGGGGAUCGAUUCGGCCUCUACAUUGUGCGGCUUAUCGUGGUCACAAAGAAAUGGUACAGCUUCUUCUGGACGCGGGCGCCGACAUAACAGCAACUCAAGAUCAUCGACUUACGGCGCUCGAAGUGGCAGCUUCAAGAGCCCACGAAGAUGUUAUACAUAUCUUGCUUGAACGAGGGGCUGAUAUCAAUGCAAUCUCCAACAGUGGAACUGCACUAGAAGGUGCGGCCGCUAGUGGUGACGUACGCUUAGUCCGGAAGCUGCUAGAUAUUGGGGCGAAAGUUAAUCAAGAAGGACAUUUUGGGAGCACCCCUUUGAAAGCAGCGGCUGAGAAAGGACAUGUAGAGAUUGUCCGUCUACUUUUGGAAAAUGGAGCUGAUAUCAAUCAUUAUGAGGAGUACACUGGGACUGCUCUUCAGCGCGCCGCUAUGUACGCUCACGACGAAGUGAUCGGAAUACUUUUGGAAAACGGGGCAUCAAUAAACGCACCAGGAGGCAGGCAUGGAGGCACUUUACAUUGCGCUUGCGACGCCUUAACUCUUUAUCACGAUACUGGUACCACGAUUGAGCUUCUGCGAUUAUUGUUAGAUCAAGGAGCAGAUGUCAAUAUGUAUGAUGGGCCAUGGGGGAGCCCACUUGCUGCUGCCAUCAAUCGCUGGGGCUUUCUAACCGCGAAUACAAAUGAAAUUGAUGCUCGGAUAAUAUUACUUUUGGAAAAAGGGGCGGAUGUAAAUCCACCUCUUGGAGGAAUUGGAAAUCCUCUCAUUGCCGCCGCAGGGCACGGUAACAUCAAUCUCCUGAGUUUACUGCUAAACUAUGGUGCUGAUAUCAAUGCAAUUGGUGGCUAUAGCAAUACUGCUCUUUGCGAAGCCUCGAACACUAGGUGGCGAGCACACCCAGAUGCUGUUAAAUUCCUAUUAGACAACGGUGCGGACGUGAACUUAUUCGAUACUUCCAAAGAAAACAAUUCCAAUGGCCCUCCGCUUCAACGAGCAGCGUUUAGAGGACGAUUGGAAAUAGUGCGUUUAUUGCUUGAUUAUGGCGCCGAUAUAAAUCUCGGAGCAGGGCAAUCAGGAGGCGCGCUAUAUGAAGCUGCUUCAUGUGGUCAUUUGGAAAUAUGCGAAUUGCUUUUGAAUCUGGGAGCUGACGUUCAUGCUGAGGGAAUGGUAGGUACUGUACUUCAUACUGCUGCCCAUCAUGGACAUGUGGAUAUUGUCCGUCUACUACUCGAAUAUGGGGCAAGUGUUGAUCAAGUGUGUGAAUUUGGGACUGCACUCCAAGCAGCUGCCGCGAAUGGCCAUAUUGAUGUUUUUAAUUUAUUAAGAGGUUAUCGGGCGGAUAUUCAUUUUGUAGGAGGACAUCAUCAUAACAUGCUACAGGCAUCGGCAUUUGGAGGAAAUAUUGAAAUGGUUAGGCUGUGUUUAGCGAAUGGCAUAGAUGUCAAUAUUAUAGGAGGAAAGGAAGUUCAAACCGCAUUGAUGGCGGCGGCUCAACAGGGACAUGUUGAAAUUGUGAAAUUGUUAUUGAAUAAGGGGGCGAGAGAUAUCCAAGAUGGCUAUCAUUUUAGUGUUUGGUAUUAUGCGGAAAACUGGGGCCAUAGGAAGGUCAUGAGUGUUUUGAAAGAGAGGGGUCUAGAGGUAGUGAGAGAAGCUGAAGGGGAGAGGAAGAAGAAUGAUUCAAAAGAGAAUGCCGGGUAA